AUGGCUCCGCCUCCUCCUUUCACGCUCGAUUCCAGAGCUGUCAGUGGAAUCACUGGCUCCAUUUCAAUCUCAUGUUGGAUCAUUGUCUUUACCCCCCAGUUAUACGAAAAUUUCCGUCGUCAAAGCGCAGAUGGCCUCUCUCUCAUGUUUGUAAUCUUAUGGCUCUCCGGUGAUAUCCUUAACGUCGCAGGUUCCAUUCUUCAAGGUGUUUUACCUACCAUGAUCACUCUGGCUUUCUACUACGCCAUUGCCGAUCUUAUUCUUUUGCUCCAAAUUCUCAUGUAUAAUCGCAAAAAUGCCCUCUCCCAAAAAGUUGACCCUUCUCAUCUUUCUCCAGCAACCCCACUUCUUGAAUCUUUUGAAGAUGAAGAAGAUGAUGAUGAUGAUGAUAACAAUACAAACUCUCAAGAAAACUCAUUUUUCAAUCCUCACCACCAUCAUCAUCAUCAUCAAAACAAACAAACUCAUGGAACUUUUGAUAUUGAACAAAAUAUAACUUCUCCAUCAACUUCAACAAACAAUAGACCUACCUCUAUCUCUUCUACAUCUGAAGAAAAACCUCCCAUGCCAUUUUAUAAAACUAUUCUCAUCAAUACCCUUAUGGUUACAGGUGUAGUUAUUGCUGGCAUUGCUGGAUGGGCCUUUUCUCAACUGCGUCAUAGUUCACCUCCUCCUUCAGGACCUCCAUCUGAACCCGAGCCUCCUUUGGAAUUUGAUUUCUGGGGGCAAGUUUUCGGUUGGGGGUGUGCGGCCUUAUAUUUGGGGUCUCGUGUGCCACAAAUUUUACUUAAUUUUGAACGCAAGUCGGUUGAAGGCAUUUCAUUUCUCUUCUUUUUGUUUGCAUGCUUGGGUAACUUGACUUAUGUCAUUUCUAUUCUUGCUCUUAAUACCUCUUGGAAAUAUAUUCUUAUUAACGGUUCCUGGCUUGCAGGUAGUUUUGGAACUCUGUUACUGGACUUUAUUAUCUUUGCCCAGUUUUGGAUUUACAAUAGAAAUGAAAAUGAAGAAGAUGAAGAUGACGAAGAUGAAGAAGAGUUUUGA
This is a messenger RNA of Magnusiomyces paraingens, 1041 nucleotides long. RefSeq lists its product as uncharacterized. Gene Ontology annotation, cellular component: fungal-type vacuole membrane. The transcript is spliced from 3 exons. The record is from RefSeq and is a predicted model, not a curated record. Bases 1 to 1041 code for a protein of 346 amino acids. Gene Ontology annotation, biological process: basic amino acid transmembrane export from vacuole. NCBI's taxonomy places the organism in Eukaryota, Fungi, Ascomycota, Dipodascomycetes, Dipodascales, Dipodascaceae.